AUGGGCCGUUCGCGUAGCAGAUCACUGUCUAGUGGUCACAAGUCGAAACCUAGACGGUACAGAAGUCGUUCGCGCGAUAGGAUCAAAGAGCGCGACAGGUAUCGUGACAAAGAACGCGAUAGGGUACGUAUAAGAGGGAACGAAAGGUCGUAUCGAGACCGUCAUCGUCAUGACAGAAGACGGAGAAAAAGAAGUUCGACGGUAUCAAGCUACGAUAGUGAAGCAGAGAGGCGAAAUCGAAAAUCCAAAAUGAAGGAAAUAGAUAGGAAAAUAGAAGAGGCCCGAAGGAAAGAAGAAGCUGAAAAACGUGCUCUGGAGCAACGAGAAAGAGAACGACGGUUGCAGGAGGAACGUGAACGGGAGGCGGAAGCAGCCAGACAGUUAGAAGCUCGGGUUACAGAGGCUUUCGAAGCUGCUUUAGUAGAUAGGGCUGAAGACCUUCAGGCUGAAUUGGAAAGAAGAUAUCAAGCGGAAAUUGACCGGAGAGUUAAAAAUAAACUAGAUGAGAUCGAACGUGAAUACCAAAGCAAGCUGGAAGAACAGAGACGUAUGGAGGAGGAGGAAAAACGUAAACAAGCAGAAUUGGACAAAAUACUUGAAGAGAAUAAUCGUAAACUCAUGGAAGCUAGGCGUAGAGAGGAUUAUUACCUACAGCCGAUUAACGGAUCUGCAUUAUAA
Molecule: messenger RNA, 678 nt
Organism: Schistosoma spindalis
Lineage: Eukaryota; Metazoa; Platyhelminthes; Trematoda; Strigeidida; Schistosomatidae
Source: the annotation of a GenBank genome assembly